AAAAAAUAGGCGCCAUUGUAAGAUAAGCGUUUGUUAGUUGUUUAGGCAGAUUUAUGAAGAAAUAAGUUUUUUUUUCUGCUUUUGAUUUGAAUGCUUCGCGCAUUCUAGGUUAAUUAAAGUUACAUCUUGAUAAUAAAAAUAUCGUAAUUAUGAAGAGGCCCAACUUUAAAGUCGGCGAUAAAAUCUUCGCCAAAGUUAAAGGAUAUCCAGUAUGGCCAGCACGCAUUGUCUCCGAAGCUGGAAAAAAGUUCAAUGUCUUGUUUUAUGGCACUGGUGAAACUGGAUGCAUUAGUAGUGAACACUUGUUCUAUUACUUGAAAAAUAAGAAAAAGUUUCAGAAACCAUUGAAAAGACAAGACUACAUUGCUGCUUUUAAAGAGAUAGAAGACGCUAUAAAAAAGGAUGGCGGAGAUGGGGAUGAAUCUCCAGAUAAAAACGAUUCUCUAGCAGCUGAUGUCUCCUUGGACACUUCUACUGCCAACAAUAGCCCUGUAGUAAAAACGGAAAAGAAAACACCAGCUAAAAGGAAGCGGUCCUCUGUGGCAGAUGACGCUGCAGCAGCCGAGACGAGCACACCUAAAAAGAAAUCUUCUCGUCUUUCAAGGAACAGUGAAGAACCACCGAAGGUAGAAAAAGAUAAAGACAUAGUCGAACCAGAAACACCGUCUAAAAAACCGGAGGAACCUGAAAAAGUAGUUCCUAAAAAAGAAAAAGUGGUUCCUAAAAAAACUCCAAAAGCUAAAGUUAAGGAGGAAAAGAAAAAGGCAGAUAAGAAAGAAGAGGAGACACCAGUAGAGGAGAAGAAAACAAGUGACGCUGGGAUUAAGGAAGAGACUGAAACUGUAACUGACAUGAGUGUAGAAGAUGAAAAACCUGAAAAUAAAGAAAAACCUUUAGAAAUAAUUGCUGAGCAUGUUCUAAGACAUAAUAUCCUUUAUGCAAACCAUGUAAAGAAGACAGAGUCUGAUUAUAAAGAAAGGCCAGUAGAACCGCGAGACGAUUCUCCUGAUCAAAUAUUACCGGUAACAUUACCAUCCGGUACUAUAGCAGGCAUAAAACUUCAUUUAAAGUGGCCGGUAGUAGUUACAAAUGAAUACGAACGAGCCGUUUACGAUGAGACAGUAGCAAAUAGAGUUUUAGAAACUAAACAAAAAAUCGAAUCCGGUGAGAGUAGUGUUGGUGACGAUCCCGAUGUGAUUAUUCCUAAUAUCGAAAAGACAGAAGAAGAAGUUAAACAGAUAUUGUAUGCGAAGAAGCUCGAAGCGAAGAAAGCGAAAAUAGCCAUGCUCAAUUUAGAGGCUGAGUUACUUAAUCUUGAUGUUAAGAUUAAAAAUUGUCUAGGUUUGGAUAAGGCUGAUCCCAAGGAAGCAAUUGGGUAUUUAGAAGAUAUGUACAAACUUAAUUUUGAUGCUAUCAUACUAAAAAAGCAUCUCCACAUCGUCGAAAUGGUAAGGAGGUUACGUAAAUAUGUAGGGAACACGAAGGAGUGGAAGAUGAACGAUGAAACCUUAAGUGAGUUUACUAAACAGGCAGAAACUGUGAGGGAAAUGGCAGAGAAGGUUUAUGGAAAAUUUAAGCAAACUGUUAAGUUAAAUGAUAAAAGCACAAGCUUUUUUGAAGGAUUCGCCGAAUUAGUAACUCGAUUUAGAGCAGACUGUAAACAAUUAGAACUUAGUGAGGCUGACAUUUUUGGACUAAGUUCUGAACCAAAAUCUCGUGCUGCAUUUAUUAACAGACUAGAGGAAAAUGAGAAGGAUAAUACUGAUGGCGCAAACGAUGGUGAAAAAGAAAAGGUAGUAAAUGGAAACGCAGAGGUAGAACAGAAAAGUUAAAAGUUUCCCAACCAGGACAUAAAGACGUUGUAUAUAUUACUUUGAGGUGCGAUUUUGUUCGUUGUAAGGCUUUUUUAUCAAAUUGAUAUCAGAAUUAUGUACAUACAGUUUUCCUUUUCUUACUAAAUAAUUAAAUUUAUUUAUAGAUUUCGACGUAAUUGAGAUAUAUUUUUAAUAAAUAGUAAUAUGUA
Diabrotica virgifera virgifera (western corn rootworm) is the source of this 2023-nucleotide messenger RNA. It is a transcript of the gene Jasper, whose product is annotated as hepatoma-derived growth factor-related protein 2. The record is from RefSeq and is a predicted model, not a curated record. Gene Ontology annotation, biological process: regulation of transcription by RNA polymerase II. Bases 150 to 1832 code for a protein of 560 amino acids. Gene Ontology annotation, cellular component: nucleus. The transcript is spliced from 12 exons. NCBI's taxonomy places the organism in Eukaryota, Metazoa, Arthropoda, Insecta, Coleoptera, Chrysomelidae. Gene Ontology annotation, molecular function: transcription coregulator activity; double-stranded DNA binding.